UUUGCCUUUGGAGUGAACGGGUGUGCAUUGGGUCUGCUCAGAAGGAGCUGUAAGUGGGUCUGUGAGAGUACGUGGACUUAAAAUCUGCUGUUUGAUACAAUCGUGCAGUGGGAGUAUGCUGUUGCUGGCGGCCGUAGCGGUGGCGGUGAGGGUGGCGUCGGCGUCAACCGUGCUCGAAGUGGGCGCCUGUCCCAAUGUCACGACGGUGCCCGACCUCAACCUGCAGGAGUUGACUGGGAAAUGGUACCAUAUACUUCACUUUCCAUCUGAAGACGAGCCUUUCGGCGCCUGCACGCAAUCGCUCUAUAAUUAUACAGAUGGCAACCUGGAGGUGCUUACGGAAGGACUCGACUUCUCCGGAAGUGACAUCAUCAGCGUCGGUGUCCUCGGGAAGCUAAAGGAUUCUCCCUCCGAGGCACUCCAGCUGGAUCUGGACGGAAUGCCGCCGCUGAGCGUGUGGGUGGCGUACACAGACUACACCUCCCUCCUGUGCCUGUACUCCUGCACGGCCUUCCCCGGGCUGCGGGCGGACUGGGCGUGGGCGCUGACCCGCACGAGGCACCCGCAGCCGAGACUCAUGUUGCGGUGCAGGAGUAAACUCAGAAACCUGGGAGUGAACGCGGCGAAGUUCGAGCGGAUUCCACAGAACGAUGUAGUGUGUAAGGAGAACCGGAGUUAGAAGUGCUCGGGGAAAAUAGUAGCGUCCUUCUCCUUUUUUUCCCGUUCUUUUUGUGUUUUGUUAUUAUUAUUUUCAGACAAUUUUCCGUCUCUCUUGUUCUUCUUGUUCUUAUCUUUAUUUCCAGGCAGUUUAUUUUUUAUCCUGUAGUUUCCACGUUCACAAACCUCUGUAUUUUUUGUGUAAUAAAAUUUUG
Molecule: messenger RNA, 872 nt
Organism: Penaeus indicus
Lineage: Eukaryota; Metazoa; Arthropoda; Malacostraca; Decapoda; Penaeidae
Product: apolipoprotein D-like
Exons: 5
Coding region: 116-679 (187 amino acids)
Biological process (GO): response to reactive oxygen species; lipid metabolic process
Cellular component (GO): cytoplasm
Molecular function (GO): pigment binding
Source: RefSeq, a predicted model, not a curated record